AGUGUGUUUCACUUCACCUUUCUCUGUUUCAAGUAGACUUUGCCGUAUUAGAUCCGUUUCCAACUUGUCUUAUGGACGUCAAAAACAAAACAGGUCAAGUUAGCGAGGCGGCGUCGUCCGCGCUCACCCUUGAGGCAAUUCUGCAGAUUUGCUCAUUCAGCACAAAAGAUGCCGACAACGCCGAAGUGAAACUAGCGGCAGAGAGCGAGAAGAACCAACUUUUGGAACGCCAAGGUAUUAUUGUCGGGUUACGUCUCACAGAGCGCCUUUUAUACAGAGAACCGUUCUUCAACGGAACGCCUACAGAAAUCGCCAGGUAUGUCGGAUAUACAGUGUGGCAGGUGGUAUUCGGUAAAAAGGUCGACUCGAUCAAGGCCAUCGACAGCAUGUACCAUCUUACUGAUCAAGACUUCCGAUGGCUUCAAGGCUUUCCCAAGCUUAAAGAGAUGGAUCGUGUACAGACGCUGGUCACGUCAGACGAAGGUGGGGGCUCCAAGGACACUGAUGCUGAGGAAGCCGCCGGCCCGGUCACCCACAGAGACGUCCUUUUUUACAUGGUGGGCCUUAUCAAAGGAGCAACGCAUCCGUUGGUGGGUCAAAACAAUCUUACCAUUAGCGGGACGUACACGAAAGAGGGUGAAACGUUUUUUGUUCUUGAUUUUCGUUGA
Leptomonas pyrrhocoris is the source of this 668-nucleotide messenger RNA. RefSeq lists its product as hypothetical. The transcript has a single exon. Gene Ontology annotation, biological process: endoplasmic reticulum to Golgi vesicle-mediated transport; regulation of GTPase activity. The record is from RefSeq and is a predicted model, not a curated record. Gene Ontology annotation, cellular component: trans-Golgi network; cis-Golgi network; TRAPP complex. Lineage: Eukaryota; Euglenozoa; Kinetoplastea; Trypanosomatida; Trypanosomatidae. The coding region runs from base 72 to 668 and encodes 198 amino acids.